UGCUGUGGCUUGAGGGAAACGGGUCGACAUUUACACACGGGAGAAUCGCACUUUGCGGCCUGUGGAAGUCCCCCUCCCCUCCCUGAGCGAUGGCCUCACCAAUCUCUGUGUAUAAUUCCAAUGCCUUGGACACUCACAUCUCCAGUACUUCCAGAGAGUCUCUGAAGAUGGAGUUGUUAGCUGAUGUCACCCUGCUGCCAGGAGAGGAGAGAAUCACAGACAAGGAUAUCAUCUACAUCUGUCCGUUCAGCGGUGCAAUCAAAGGCAAAGUGUUGAUCACAAACUACAGACUCUACUUUAGGAGUUCAGAUUCUGAUGUGGCAGUGACACUGGAUGUUCCUCUGGGUACCAUCAGUCGAGUAGAGAAAAUGGGCGGGGCGUCGAGUAGAGGAGAGAACUCGUAUGGCCUGGACAUCACCUGCAAGGACAUGAGGAAUCUGAGGUUUGCCCUCAAGCAGGAAGGUCAUAGCAGAAGAGACAUCUUUGAGCUCCUCUUCAAGCACGCCUUCCCUGUCUCCCAUGGCCUGCCUCUGUUUGCGUACGUGACUCAGGAGAAGUACGAGGAGAACGGCUGGAAUAUCUACAAGCCCGUAGAAGAGUUCAGACGGCAGGGCUUACCUAAUAACAAGUGGCGCAUUACUUUCAUCAAUAAAAGCUAUGAAGUGUGUGACACCUACCCCACUGUGUUGGCUGUGCCCUUUAAAUGUAAAGAGGAGGACCUGAGAAGAGUGGCUUCCUUCAGGUCUAAGGCACGCAUACCAGUGCUGUCGUGGAUCCACAGAGAGAAUCAGGCUGUGAUCGCGCGCUGCAGCCAGCCUCUGGUUGGCAUGUCUGGUAAAAGGAACAAGGAUGAUGAGCGCUAUCUGGACCUGAUUAGGGAAGCUAACGACACCACCAAGCUUACCAUCUACGACGCUCGCCCCAACGUCAACGCUGUGGCCAACAAGGCCACAGGGGGUGGCUAUGAAGGCGAUGAGUACCAGAACGCAGAGCUCAUAUUCCUCGACAUCCAGAACAUCCACGUCAUGCGGGAGUCCCUGAAGAAACUUAAAGACAUAGUGUAUCCCAAUGUAGAAGAAUCUCAUUGGCUGUCCAGUCUAGAGUCCACACACUGGCUUGAACAUGUCAAGUUGGUGUUGUCAGGAGCCAUCCAAGUAGCAGACAAAGUGUCCAGUGGGAACUCUGUGGUGGUUCACUGCAGCGACGGCUGGGACAGGACUGCUCAGCUCACGUCUUUGGCCAUGCUCAUGCUGGACAGUCACUACCGCACUCUCAAAGGAUUACAGGUGCUUAUUGAGAAAGAAUGGAUCAGCUUUGGGCACAAGUUUGCUUCAAGGAUAGGUCAUGGUGACAAGAACCACGCCGACCAGGACAGGUCUCCCAUCUUCGUCCAGUUCAUCGAUUGUGUGUGGCAGAUGACGAAACAGUUCCCCACAGCCUUUGAGUUCAAUGAGCGCCUCCUGCUGACAAUCCUUGAUCACCUGUACAGCUGCCGCUUUGGUACAUUCCUCUACAACUGUGAGAGUGCACGAGACCAGAAUGGGGUGAGGUUGAAAAGCGUGUCCUUGUGGUCUCUGAUCAACAGUAAAACAGACAUUUAUUUAAACCCUUUCUACACGCCUGAGUCUGGUCGGGUUCUCUACCCUGUUGCUAGCAUGCGCCACCUUGAGCUUUGGGUCACAUACUACAUCCGCUGGAACCCGCGCAUCCGACAGCAGCAGCAGAGUCCAGUGGAGCAGCGCUACUUGGAGCUGUUAGCCCUCCGAGAUGAGUACAUCAAGAAGCUGGAGGAGCUGCAGCUCUCAGACUCUGCCCCUACCCGCUUGGCUAACAGCUCCACCCCCAACACAUCAUCGUCGUCCUCUUCCCCCACGUCACAGCAGUACACACACCUACACACUCCCUUCUGAGGGAGAUACUUGCACUUGUGUCCACACAGGGAAUGAACUGGUGUGUAACAAACUAUUCUAAAACCAAUUUGGUGACAGGGGUGCAGAUUAUGCAAUGUGUCACAAUGCAGCCUUGUCACAAGACUUUUACACACACACGGCAUACAUAGAAGCCUUAAAGAUAUUUUGUGGCUUUGAAUCCAAGGGCUUGAAUACACUGGGCAUGAUGCAAGUGUGUGGGCAAGUGCGCGUCACUUUGUCAACCAACAAGUUGACAUGCACUUUGGCUGGAAACAAACUAAUGGCAGAAUUUCAAGUUCUCCUUUCAGUGACAAUUCACUUGCACUCGCACGUAAAAUGGCAUGCACUGUUUGUGUGCAGGUCUUAACAAAAUGGAGUAAUGAGAAAGUUAGAAUCAAUGACUUCUCCAUUUUAAUUUUUUUUUUCUUUCAGAGUUAAUUUAGCAGUUGUAAGAUAGCUUUAUACAUUGCCCACAUAUUUCCCCCCUUCCUCCACUGGUGAUGCUACACUAGGAUAGCUCUGCCGUCUUACACUAAUCACACACUAGACGUACAACUAAUGGUGUACAGAUUCCCUAGAGAUGAAAUAAUAUUGCACUUGUCUCCUCGUGCUGAAGUUAAAUGUCUUUGAGUCAAGCUGGGUGGACGCUCGUGUGUUCAUGAAUUGCUACUUGUGUGGUUGUCGUGUUCUCCUGCACUUCCCAAGCCACGGCACUGAUAGCAAUUAAUCAGUAAAUAAUCUACUGAAUGCAGCUUUGAGUUUAGGUGCUUAACAUAGAAUAAGGACGUUACUGUAAGUGGUGCUGACCCUGGAUCAGUGCUUGUAAUUUCAUGCAGAGCCUGGAUGUCCAGGAAAGCCUUAUUUUGAUGUUAAAAUAUGUUUAGACGUUGGCCCUUGCAUUAGGAUAUGAUCUUCACUUCCUGCUUUUAAAGUUGAUGUUUAUUUGCCAGUAUAUGAUGUUAGUUUGACAAUAGCCAAUGACAUUUCCUUUACGGUGUAGGGAAUGUUAUGCAAGUCCUUUCUCUUUAUGACAAGGACACUGUAAGGGAAAGUAAUUCACUCCCAGUUAAUUUGUUGAUGACUCAAAAGGGCUUCUUCACGGAGGGAGGAAAAAGAACCAAAAAAUCGAAUACAAAAUCACCUAGUCUAGGCUCAUCACAAAAUAGCUUCCUCAUGUCUUGUCCUUUCAAUAUAUAAAGUAUCCCUUAUUUACAAGAUGCAUUUAUGUCCCCCAUUUCACACAUUGUCUCGUUGGCAAGCUGAUACUUUGACAAGGGCGGUUUGAUUAGCUUCUGUCCAAAUGUGUGCCUUGAUUCUUGGGAGGAAUCACCAUCACAUGUCGCACACACGUGCUCAUGUUUGACAUAGAUCCAAUAGAAAACUCAUUUGGGGGACACCUUGUUGUUCUUAAUAGGUGUUUCUUUCCAGUGUCGUAGACAGGGUAUGGCUUUGAUGUGCUUUUUUCUGAACACAUCGGCCUAUCAUAAGGGAUAAACAGGUGUACCUGGCGCUCCGCCCUCUUGUCCCAGAAUGCCAAACUCCUAAUGAGAAGUGUGGACACUGACUUAAAUAUGUGUGCCCUUUUCUACUGUUAUUUCCACAUUAGGAGAGAGAUAUAUUUCCUCUAAUCAGGACUAGAAAGAUGUUAUUGUGUUGGGUCAAUGUCAGGUGUAAUUGCAAUAGCACUGCUACCUCCAUCACUAAACCUUGAGAAAACAGGGUAAGGUUGUAAGCCUUUUAUGUUUUUAUACAUCUUGUGAUGGCAAGACAAGCAGUGUUCUACCAAAACCUUAAUUGUUUCCUUUAAUGUCCCAUCCUUUAGUUAAAAAAGCCCAGCAUCAUGGUGGGAAACAGUACAGAUGAAUCUAUUUUUAUUUGAUUUUUGUAACGAGCACCAUGAUGUAAUUACCUCAAUGAAAACCUAAAGUUGUAAAAUACAUUUAUUUUAUGUAGUGUAAAAUCGCUCCAUGGGUCUUUUUUAGAGCAUUUUUGUUGACUAAUAUAAAAAGAGAUCGCUUGUAUGCUAUGUAUGUUUUACACACUUUUACCCUGACAAUUGUUUACGUAAGUCAUUUAGGGAAUUUUAGUUUUAGGGGUGCAUUUCUUUUGUUUUUCUCUUUGAGUAUUAAUAUUAUUUGGGGCUUGAAAGGGAAGCUUGCCAAAAGUCAGAAUACAUUUCUAAUGUAAUUCUUUUUAAUCAUGCUAUAUCCUCUCCACAAUUUGGUUGGGUGAUUAUUUUGUUAUGUAAAUAAUACUGAUUAAAUUAAUUUAAGAUUGAU
Messenger RNA from Nerophis lumbriciformis (worm pipefish), 4189 nucleotides. The record is from RefSeq and is a predicted model, not a curated record. Lineage: Eukaryota; Metazoa; Chordata; Actinopteri; Syngnathiformes; Syngnathidae.